Mauremys reevesii (Reeves's turtle) is the source of this 683-nucleotide messenger RNA. Its product is annotated as maestro heat-like repeat-containing protein family member 2B. The transcript is spliced from 8 exons. The record is from RefSeq and is a predicted model, not a curated record. Lineage: Eukaryota; Metazoa; Chordata; Testudines; Geoemydidae. Gene Ontology annotation, cellular component: cytoplasm. Bases 24 to 683 code for a protein of 219 amino acids.
UAAGCCUUGAGUUGAACCAGCAGAUGGCCAGCUAUGCCAGCCCCUCCCUUGAGAAGAGUUUCCUGUAUAAGGCGCUAGGAACGUCCUUAGCAGUUUGCCAGGACCUGGUCCAUAUUAAAUCCCAGCUUCAUCAAUUUUUGACAGCAACAGAUUAUAUGGAAGCCCCUGAGAGACAGGGAGUCAUUUCCAUCCUCGCACUCUCUGCUGAGAGCCACUUGGACCUCACCCUGAACGCACUUCAGGAGUUUGGGGCUACAGUGAGCAAGGUGAAGAUUUCUGGGUUCAUCAGCCGCCUGAAGGACUACCACCAUGGGAGAAGAGGCCAGAUUCACAGCACCCUGAUGCUGACCUACAGCAGCGUGGCUGUCCAUGCUCCAAAAGAACAGCUUCUCUCCCGAGUAGAGGCAGACAUCACAAAGAACAUCCUUCUCCAUUACAGAGCCAGUUGUCAGGUGCUGGGCAUCACUGUUGCGAACAAGGACAUGAACCUAAAAUUAACCCUCAUCCAGAAUGUCAUGGAGAUUAGCUGUGCCAUCUUGGAGACCAGAGACUCCCAAGAGUUCGAAUUCUCAUACAAACUGGAGCUCCUUGGCUACAUGUUGGACUUCAUUAAAAUGGAACCACUGGAUUCCCUGACAUCUCCAGUUCGCUACCAGGGCUGGAUUGGGACCAGGUUCUUAUAG